AUGGAAACACAGGAUGAGGAGAAGCGGAGAUUCGAGAUCGAAUGCGAGUUUGUGCAAUCUUUGGCCAAUCCGAAUUAUCUCAAUUUUUUGGCGCAACGCGGAUAUUUCAAAGAGGAUUAUUUCGUGAAUUACCUACAGUAUCUAAUGUAUUGGAAGAAGCCCGAAUACGCGAGAUGUCUCAAAUUCCCCCAAUGCCUCUUCAUCCUCGAAGCACUUCAGAGUCCUCAAUUCCGCGAAGCGAUGGCAUUCCCGCAUAAUGCGAAAUUUGUCGAAGAUCAACUCGUUCUUCAAUGGCAAUACUAUUUGAGAAAGCGUAGUCGUUUGUGCGCGAAUCCCGAGCAACAGGCGAAAUCGGAAGAGGAUGAUGAGCAGGAGGAGCACAAUAUGCAGCAAUUCAAAAAUGUCAAGAGCAAAACCAUCAAAACUGAGCCAAAAGAACCAAAAGAGACAAAAUUGAAGCGUUGA
This is a messenger RNA of Caenorhabditis bovis, 465 nucleotides long. NCBI's taxonomy places the organism in Eukaryota, Metazoa, Nematoda, Chromadorea, Rhabditida, Rhabditidae. The record is from the annotation of a GenBank genome assembly.